This is a messenger RNA of Alternaria burnsii, 2061 nucleotides long. Its product is annotated as pentafunctional arom polypeptide. The coding region runs from base 1 to 2061 and encodes 686 amino acids. The record is from RefSeq and is a predicted model, not a curated record. Gene Ontology annotation, molecular function: 3-dehydroquinate dehydratase activity. The transcript has a single exon. NCBI's taxonomy places the organism in Eukaryota, Fungi, Ascomycota, Dothideomycetes, Pleosporales, Pleosporaceae.
AUGGCUACCAUGGUGCAAACCGGGAGCGUGACGACGACGACGACGACGACAACCACCCCCCAUCUCAAGGAAGGCGCCGUCAUAGACGUGCAGGAGAUUCCGAGUGGCGCCCGGCCGGCGCUGUUAAUUCUGCACAACGAGGGCGAGGAGGACAUUGUAGGCAUCUUCGCGGAUGUCCUGGGCCAAAAAUGGGAGUCGGCGACAUCGGUUGACGACGCACUGGCAGGGCCGCCAGAGACGGUCUACGGUCUAAGCAAUAGGCUGGCCAAACCGCAAUUGGACGCCUGGGACCGUUCCAGGCUGUUGAUCAACACCCAUCGCGUAGACGGCAGUUACGAACUGGACGAGAGCAUCACCGACCGAUGCGACUAUGAAUACCUCUAUACCCGAUCGCCAUUCUUCCGUCGAGACGUGUCGCGGUACCUCGGCUUCAUUCUGGGCCAGAUCGGGCCCCAUCGCGAUCUCACCAAGAAAGCUCGCACGACACUGAUAUCGACUACUUUUCCCGAUGUACACGCUGCGCUUCCUAACCUGGAUAUCCUAUCCGUCGGCGCAGAUGCGAUCGAAAUACGAGUCGACUUGCUGGAGGAGCCUCUGCCAGAUGGGUCAGUUAGCAAGAUACCCAGUUUGAAGUAUGUCGGCGAGCAGGUCAUGGUACUGCGCCAACGCACAGAAUUGCCAAUCAUCUUCACCACGAGGUGCACAAAAGAAAAUGGCCGCUUUCCCAUGGACGAUCCCUCACUCUUCUACCGGUACCUCGCGCGCGCGAUACAAUGGGGCUGCGAAUAUAUCGAUGUGGAACUGUGGCUGCCAGAGGAGAUUAGGAGGAAGCUGGCCGAGAACAAGGCGUGCACCAAGAUAAUCUCGGCGUUCCACGACUUCUCGGGUAACUUCAAGUGGACCUCACCUGAAACACAGCGCCUGUUCGAAAUGGGUGCCGUGUAUGGGGAUAUUGUCAAGAUGUACGCACUGGUCAACUCGAUGCAGGAGAACUACGAGCUGGAGUACUUCCGGUCUACUAUACAGGCCAAAUAUCCUCACCCGCCCUUUUCAGGACUCAACAUGGGCCCCAUGGGCCAGCUAUCAAGGACGCUGAACAAGAUAUUCACUCCAAUCACACAUCCAUUGCUACCGAUGAUUGCGGCGCCUGGCCAGCUUAGCGCAGCCGAGAUUAAUGCAGCGCUCCACACUAUGGGCCAGAUGCCGAAGCAAGACAUCUACGGUAUCGGAAGCUUUCGAUCGACGUCGCAAGCCAUGUUUUUCGAGAAGUGUUUCAACGAGCUUAGCCUGCCGCAUUCGUUUGGGUUUGCAGAGAGAGCACCCAAGGCUUCGAUUGAGCACAUUCUUCGACGCAACAACUUUGGUGGUGCAUACAUCAACCCACCCUUAGCGGCUUCGGCGUCUUAUCUACCUUCCUUGUCGAAUGCUGCGCGGGCCAUUGGGCAAGUUGAUACCGUGUUGGUGCGCUCGGGGACGAGCAACGCCUCCUUCAUAGGGGACAACACGAGAUGGAAGGGUAUCCGGGCAACACUGACUCGCGACUUUGUGCCCUCAGCAUACAGUGGACAGGCAGCCUUGCUGCUUGCAAGCAAUGAGGCCGAUGCAUCAGCCUCGAUUUUUGCACUGAAGAACCUGGGUAUUGGGCCCAUAUAUACGAUAGGGUUCAGAUCCCACGGGCCACUAUCCACUGACGUGUCACCGGUACGGUCGGUAGACGACGUGAAGCGGCUGCAGCAGCCGUUUGUUAUCAUCUCGGCUCUGCCUGCUGAGAAAUCGCUUUUGGUGGUGCCCCUGCUGAAGCACUACAGGGUUGCCGGAAGGAAUGGAAGCACCAACGGACAUGGGGCGACAGGAACGAAGGCUGCAGGCAAGGUGUUUGUUGACUUGGCCAGUGGGCCCCGUAAGGCCGACCCAUUGGCAAUUGCUACAUCAGCCGGAUGGACAGCAUAUGGUAUUGCUGACGUCUCAGCAUGGACGACAGUUGAAACAAUACGGAAGCUCGUCGGCCAAAACGUGUGUUAUGAUUUUGUGCGUUUGGCAUCCGGAAGGGGACAUUUUUAA